GUUUUUGUUUCCUUCCCUGUUUCCCUGUAUUUCUCCUCUGUGUGCAUGACCCUGGUGACCUUGACCUGAGCCAUGCACAAAUGUCACAGCUGUGUCUGCACUGACAUGAGGCCGCAGAGGAGCCGGAACCCACACCCCCUGCAGCAUCUCCGGGGCCUGGGGACCCCGUGGGAGGCAGGCCAGCCCCCAAGUGGCCACACCCUGUGCUUCUGUCUGUCCUCGAAGCACCAAGGUCCCUCCCUCUGCACAGCCGGAGCCAGAGGCAGAGACGCCAUGACCCCCACCCUCACGGCCCUGCUCCUCCUCGGUCUGAGUGUGGAACCCAGGACCCAAGUGCAGGCAGGGACCCUCCCCACACCCUCCAUCUGGGCUGAGCCAGGCUCUGUGGUCCCCUGGGGUAGCGCUGUGAACAUCUGGUGUCAGGGGACCCUGGAGGCCCUGAAGCUCCAUGUGUAUAAAGAGGAAGGCUCAGUGUACCUGGACAGACAGCCCACACUAGAGCCUGGGAACAAGGCCAAGUUCUCCAUCACACACAUGACAGAUAGACAUGCAGGACGGUAUCACUGUUCCUAUCGAAGCCCCGCUGGCUUGUCAGAGCGCAGUGACCCCCUGGAGCUGGUGGUGACAGGAUUCCAAAUCAAACCCCAUCUCUCAGCCCUGCCCAGACCCGUCGUGACCUCAGGAGGGAAGGUGACCCUCCAGUGCACCUCAUGGACGGCAUUCCAUAGGUUCGUCCUGAUGAGGGAAGGAGAACCCAGACCCGCCUGGACCCUCGACUCCCAGCGACACACCAGUGGGCAGUUCCAGGCCCUGUUUCCUGUGGGCCCUGUGACCCCCAGCACCAGGUGGACCUUCAGAUGCUAUGGCUAUUACAGCAACAUCCCCCACAUGUGGUCACUCUCCAGUGACCCCCUGGAGCUCCUGGUCUCAGGUGUGUCCAGGAAGCCCUCCCUCCUGACCCAGCAGAGCCCCGUCGUGACCCCUGGACAGAGGCUGACCCUCCAGUGUCGCUCUGACGUCGGCUAUGACAGAUUCGCUCUGUCCAAGGAGGCGGCACGUGACCUUCCCCAGCACCUUAGUCUGCAGCCCCAGGCUGGGCUCUCGGGGGCCGACUUCCCCCUGGGCCCAGUGAGCGGCUCCCACGGGGGCCGGUACACGUGCUAUGGUGGACACAACCUCUCCUCCGAGUGGUCGGCCCCCAGUGACCCCCUGGACAUCCUGGUCACAGGACAGCUCUCCUACACACCCUCCCUCUCAGUGCAGCCAGGACCCACGGUGGCCUCAGGAGAGAAUGUGACCCUGCUGUGUCAGUCCUGGAGCUUUGUGGACACUUUCCUUCUGUCCAAGGAGGGGGCAGCCGACCCUCCCCUGCGUCUUAGAUCAGAGUACCGAGAUCGUCAUUACCAGGCCAAAUUCUCCAUGAAUCCUGUGACCUCAGCCCAGGGGGGGACCUACAGGUGCUACAGCUCAUACAGCAACUUCCCCUACCUGUUGUCACACCCCAGUGACCCCCUGGAGCUCCAGGUCUCAGGAUCCUCUGGAGAGCCCGGCCCCCCAGCCACAGAUCCCAGCUCAACAGCUGGUCCCAACCGGUACCUGUACGUCCUCAUCGGGGCCGCGGGGGCCUUCGUCCUGCUGCUCUGCCUCCUCGUCGUCGUCCUCGUCCGUCGCCGGCGUCAGGGCAAAGGCAGGAAGCCGGGGGCCGCAGACCCAGAGCCCCAGGACAGAGGCCUGCAGGACAGCUCCGGGCCAGCUGCCGCCACCCAGGAGGAGGCCCUCUGUGAGAGGAGUGGGGCCGCCCUGGGGGGUGGGGGCUGGGAGGGGCUGGUGGCUGGGAGUGAGGACGGCGUUCCUGCACGUGUGGCCUCGGCCCCUCAGCCGCCACUGGAGCCCCUGGACCGCGGGGUGGGGUGUGAGCCCAGGGGACCUUGCCAAGAGCUACGCCCCCCUUUCUGCCCCAGCAGAUGCCGCCGUGCAAGACGCACAGCCCGAGGAGGGGGUGGAGCUGGACCAGCGGGUGAGACCCCUGCUCCCGUGCAGACCCCGAGGGCCCUCCUGGUGCCAAACGUAAACCAACGGACACUCCCGUGUCCUCACACCACCCGGUCGUGGCGGUGUCCCACGGGUGCCCUCUCCCUCCUUGGGCACCCCGGGGCCUCUUGCCGGGACCUCGCGGGACCUCCCACAUGCCCCCCUUGACUGGUCCUCACCCGCCGUCGGACUUCCGGUUGUUGGGGUGCUCGCCCAGGUCUCAAGAGGGUGCGUGAAGAAAGGAAUCACCCGCAGGUCUCUAGGCCCCAUUCGUUCAUUUGCCCGGCAAAUGUGCACGGAGAGCCCACCGUUUACCAGGCCCCACCUAGUGCUGCAGGCACGACAGUGAGCAAACCUGACCCACGCUCGGCGAGCUCACCUCGUGGGCGACAGACCGUAUGCGAGGAAGUGGGCAGCGUCCUGGAGUGCAAAGUGUGGCUGGGGAAAAUAAGGCAGGAGGUGGGGGUAGCAGGCGCAAAGGUCCUUAGGCAGCAACAUGCGUUUUCAGGAAGGUGGGGGUGACGGCCAUGUGGUUGGAGCCAAAUGAGCAGGAAACAGUGUCAGGAACAGAUUCAGAGCCGUAGGAAGCACCCAGAUGCCCCAAGGCUCAGGAAGUCCCUGAGGAGUCCACCAGGAGAUUGACCUAAGCUGCCUAAAAGUUCGAAAGCAUCACUCUGGCACCAGUGUGGAAAACUCACCGAGGCUGUCGAGUGGAAUCAAGGAGACGAAUCUCCCCCUCACUGUCUGUCCCCAGCAGGACGCGGAGGAUGGAGAC
Lynx canadensis (Canada lynx) is the source of this 2806-nucleotide messenger RNA. RefSeq names its product leukocyte immunoglobulin-like receptor subfamily A member 6. NCBI's taxonomy places the organism in Eukaryota, Metazoa, Chordata, Mammalia, Carnivora, Felidae. Gene Ontology annotation, biological process: cytokine-mediated signaling pathway. Gene Ontology annotation, molecular function: inhibitory MHC class I receptor activity. The record is from RefSeq and is a predicted model, not a curated record. The transcript is spliced from 11 exons. The coding region runs from base 73 to 2199 and encodes 708 amino acids.